AUGUCUUUCCAUCAGCUACGAAGGUCAGCUCUGCCGGUUCUGACAGCUCUCAUUGGAUCUGGAGCUGUCAUCAUCGGUGUCUGGAGCUUCAUCUCCCCUGCUUCGGCUGCUAAUGCCUUUGGCGGGUACAUGGUCCGAAUUUUGCAGGCGCAAGCGCAGUCCUCGUCGACGUACGAAGACACCCAGGUGUCGAACAACAGUCCCAGUAGUUUCGCAUAUGUAUACCCUCACGGGGUCCGGAACUUUGCUCAACGAUGCCUGGGCGUGGUCAUCACCGUGGGUGCUCUCACGCCCGUAGUAGAUGCGUGGGUGAACUACCGGAUCGCUCCAGAAGGUGUGGAAGGGGAUUUGGACAGGAAUGCAGCUCGAGUGCAUACAUUGCGGACGGGUAUCUGGCUCUUAGGCGGCCUCUGGUGCUUGCUCGAGUGA
Molecule: messenger RNA, 429 nt
Organism: Cladophialophora yegresii CBS 114405
Lineage: Eukaryota; Fungi; Ascomycota; Eurotiomycetes; Chaetothyriales; Herpotrichiellaceae
Exons: 2
Coding region: 1-429 (142 amino acids)
Source: RefSeq, a predicted model, not a curated record